This is a messenger RNA of Humulus lupulus (European hop), 1023 nucleotides long. RefSeq lists its product as uncharacterized. The transcript is spliced from 3 exons. NCBI's taxonomy places the organism in Eukaryota, Viridiplantae, Streptophyta, Magnoliopsida, Rosales, Cannabaceae. The record is from RefSeq and is a predicted model, not a curated record. Bases 106 to 705 code for a protein of 199 amino acids.
AUCUGCUUCUUUUUGUCUGAGGUCUCUCAACUACUUAACCUCGUACUACAAAGGAACAAUCACUCAUUUCUCCAGUAGAAGAGAAAAUUAUCGGAGAGUAUACUAAUGGAGGGAGUUGGGUCACGAUUGGGCCGAGCAUCCUCCCGGUACGGCCCAGCAGCCACCGUCUUCAACGGCCCAGUUCGGAAGUGGAAGAAGAAAUGGGUCCAAGUCUCCUCUUCUUCUUCUUCAACCCUCAACGCUUACAGCCACAACCCUCAAUCACAAUCCAAUGGCACCCCCACCCCCCGCCUCCUCCUCUGCCGAUGGACUCCCACCAACACUACCUCUGCCGCCGCUGCCGACGGCUGCGGCGGAGCGCAGGUGGAAGAGCCGCCGCGGAGGAAGUUUCGAUAUACUCCUAUUGCUGUGCUGGAGGAACAGAAGAGGGUGGCUGAGAAAAAGAUGGAAGAUGAAGAGAAAACAAAUGAGAUGGUGGACCAUUCGACAACUGGGCCAACAACCAUGAGUGAUGAGAAGCAUGGAAAGCCAAAUACCGAUGAUGUUUUGAAGGAAGAAACCGAUGUAACAGAGAUGAAUGGAGUCCAGGAUUCAAACCUGAGCACUUUGGAUUUGGGAUUGGGCCUAAACAGCCCCAAUGACAACUCGGAUGACGUUGACGAGACCAAGGAGUCUAGCGUGCUUCAGUCAAUGGAUGAGGCGUAGAGCAUCCCUUUCACUGAAGUUGCUUCAUUCAGUAACAUAAAGUUGGCCUUUUAUCUCACUUUUGUGCCAACUGCAUAUCCUAAAUCUAGUGUGAUAACCCUUAUAUUGUGAUUAAGCUGUAGGCGUAGUUUCUAGCUUUUCAGUGUACAUUGAUGUUAGCAAGUAGUACAUAAUGAAAGGCACGUAAUACCUAAAACUCAAUUGUCUGUAUAUACCUUUUGAGGCUAUUGAACUCCUUUCUAUGUAAUUUCUGAAGUAGUACUGUAAAUCCUGUUUGUGUUAUCUUCAAUGCAGCUAUCCAAUCAAAGUUCUGGAGUA